Molecule: messenger RNA, 1267 nt
Organism: Cricetulus griseus (Chinese hamster)
Lineage: Eukaryota; Metazoa; Chordata; Mammalia; Rodentia; Cricetidae
Source: RefSeq, a predicted model, not a curated record
AUGAGUGCGCAGGCGCCGUCGCAGCUGGGCAAGGCGGACCGCGGGCCACGUGCAACCGCCCCGCCCUCCAGCUACUCCACCAUGGGUUCCUGCGGGGCUGUGGGUUCUGUGCGUGCGCGCUACCUUGUGUUCUUCCAGUACUUGGGCACUGACUUCAAUGGGGUCGCGGCAGUGAGGGGUAACCAUCGCGCUGUUGGGGUGCAGAACUUCCUGGAGGAGGCCGCCACGCGGCUGAACUCGAUCGAGCCCAUCAGGUUUACUAUCUCCAGCCGCACUGAUGCCGGUGUGCAUGCACUGAGCAACGCGGCGCACCUGGACAUCCAUCGCCGCUCAGGCCUGCAGCCUUACACUCCGGAGGUCGUGACCCAAGCUCUCAACACCCACCUGAAGCACCAGGCCAUUCGCGUACUGAAGGCCUUCCGAGUGCCCAAUGACUUCCAUGCUCGCCGUGCAGCCACCUCCAGAACCUACCUGUACCGUCUGGCCACAGGCUGUCACUGGCCUGAUCAGCUGCCUGUGUUUGAACAAAAUGUAUGCUGGGCUCUGCAGACAAAGUCCCUGGAUGUGGCUGCCAUGCAGGAGGCUGCCCAGCACCUCAUCGGGACACACGAUUUCAGUGCUUUCCAGUCUGCUGGCAGCCCAGCCACAAGUACUGUGCGAACACUACGAAGGGUCUCUGUGUCUUCUGGUCCAGCCAGCCCAUUUGCCCUCCCCCAGGAAAGCAGGAGACUGCAGUUCUGGACGUUGGAGUUUGAAAGCCAGUCUUUCCUAUAUCGACAGGUACGGAGGAUGACAGCUGUGCUGGUGGCUGUGGGACAAGGGAUUCUGACACCCACAGAGGUAAAAGCGAUUCUGGAUAGUCAAGAUCCCCUGGGAAAGUAUCAGGCUCGAGUUGCCCCAGCCCGUGGCCUGUUUUUGAAGUCGGUGCUAUAUGAUGACUUUGGACCAACAUCCUGAGCCCUGUAAGGUCCAGUGUGAAACCAGCUAACUUGUACACUCAGUGGAGGUGAAGAGCCACACGGCACACUAAGUGGCUGUCAGCCUUGUCCAACACUUACUGCACUCCGCAAAGAUUAAUCCACAGCUAUGUAGGGUCUAACAGCCCUGCCUACCUUCCAGCAGCUCCCACCUCCCCAGUCUUUCCACUGUGGCCAUCCCUUUGUCACUAAAGGAUGGGGUACCAAGCAGGAAACAGAGCCUCUGGUCCUGCUUUUCUGGGAGCCCCAUCUUGGGGCAAAGUAGGAAUAAAAUGCAUAAAGAACAAAAA